Molecule: messenger RNA, 3577 nt
Organism: Rattus norvegicus (Norway rat)
Lineage: Eukaryota; Metazoa; Chordata; Mammalia; Rodentia; Muridae
Gene: Mapkap1
Product: MAPK associated protein 1
Biological process (GO): TORC2 signaling
Cellular component (GO): lysosomal membrane; perinuclear region of cytoplasm; mitochondrial outer membrane
Molecular function (GO): enzyme-substrate adaptor activity
Source: RefSeq, a predicted model, not a curated record
GGGUACGGUUCCGGGUCGUGGCGCUGCUCUGGGUAACAGGGUUGCUGUUGCCGGCCGGCAGCUGCGGGGAGCGGCGGGGUCAUGAGGGCGAGCCCGGGGCGCCAGGGCCGAGCCGGCCGGUAGGAUUGCGGGUCCCCGAGGACUUCGUGGGCGCAGGGUUCGGUGUAGGGGCCGGGAGGCGUAGGGGAGUCAGGACCUCCCUCAGGGACGUGUCCUGGGCGAGGCGGCCUGUAGUGCUGGAAGCAGCUUCAGGUAAAGGUUGCCCCAGCCGUCGCCCCCUCGCCCGCGGAACCCUCCGACCCCUCAGCACCCCGCUGUCCUCGCUGUCCAGCGGCGCCCGUUGGGGCCGUGCUCGGUGGCCUGGGAGCAUCCGUUUCCUGGCAGCCUGACAGCUGGGUGUGUGACUUAGGGCUUCAUGCUUGCGAGCCUACCUUUAAACUGUUGCUGUUUCUUGGGCUUUCUUGCCAUAAAUACUCCCUGGGCAAGCUCACUCACACCUAUGGCUUCAUCUGUCACAUGUAUGUUGAUGUCUUCCAGAUUUACACAGAGUUUUCUCCAGAGCUACAGGUAGGUGAGCCUGUGAAACAGUAUGAAGAGGAGAAAAUAGCCUUUUAAAGAGACUGGCCCACAGAAAGGAUGGCCUUCUUGGACAAUCCAACUAUCAUUCUAGCUCAUAUUCGACAGUCACAUGUGACCAGUGAUGACACGGGAAUGUGUGAGAUGGUUCUCAUUGAUCAUGACGUUGACCUAGAGAAGACUCAUCCUCCGUCAGUGCCUGGAGACAGUGGGUCAGAAGUUCAGGGAAGCAGUGGUGAGACGCAGGGCUACAUAUACGCCCAGUCUGUUGAUAUUACCUCGAGCUGGGACUUUGGUAUUAGAAGACGCUCAAACACAGCUCAAAGAUUAGAACGACUCCGCAAAGAGAGACAAAACCAGAUCAAAUGCAAAAAUAUUCAGUGGAAAGAAAGAAAUUCUAAACAAUCAGCCCAGGAGUUAAAGUCACUGUUUGAAAAAAAAUCCCUCAAAGAGAAACCUCCAAGUUCGGGCAAGCAGUCCAUAUUGUCUGUGCGCCUGGAACAGUGCCCUCUGCAGCUGAAUAACCCCUUUAAUGAGUACUCCAAGUUUGAUGGCAAGGGUCAUGUGGGUACAACUGCAACGAAGAAGAUCGACGUCUACCUCCCCCUGCACUCAAGCCAGGACAGACUGCUGCCAAUGACUGUGGUGACCAUGGCCAGCGCCAGGGUGCAGGACCUCAUCGGGCUCAUCUGUUGGCAGUACACGAGUGAAGGACGGGAGCCAAAGCUCAAUGACAACGUCAGUGCCUACUGCCUGCAUAUUGCUGAGGAUGAUGGGGAGGUGGACACGGAUUUCCCACCGCUGGAUUCCAAUGAACCCAUUCAUAAGUUUGGCUUCAGUACUUUGGCCCUGGUUGAAAAGUACUCUUCCCCUGGUCUGACCUCCAAAGAGUCGCUCUUUGUUCGAAUAAAUGCUGCCCAUGGGUUCUCCCUCAUCCAGGUGGACAACACGAAGGUCACCAUGAAGGAGAUCUUACUCAAGGCACUGAAACGAAGAAAAGGGUCCCAGAAAAUUUCAGGCCCUCAGUACCGCCUGGAGAAGCAGAGCGAGCCUAACAUCGGUGUGGACCUGGAGAGCACGCUGGAGAGCCAGAAUGCCUGGGAGUUCUGCCUGGUUCGAGAGAACAGUUCAAGGGCAGACGGAGUUUUCGAGGAGGAUUCACAAAUUGACAUUGCUACAGUGCAGGAUAUGCUUAGCAGCCACCAUUAUAAGUCAUUCAAAGUCAGCAUGAUCCACAGACUGCGGUUCACAACUGACGUGCAGUUAGGUAUCUCUGGAGACAAAGUGGAGAUAGACCCUGUUACGAAUCAGAAAGCCAGCACUAAGUUUUGGAUUAAGCAGAAGCCCAUCUCAAUCGAUUGUGACCUGCUCUGUGCCUGUGACCUUGCCGAGGAGAAGAGCCCCAGUCACGCGGUCUUUAAGCUCACGUAUCUAAGCAGUCACGACUAUAAGCAUCUCUACUUCGAGUCCGACGCAGCUACCGUCAGUGAAAUCGUGCUCAAGGUUAACUACAUCCUGGAGUCACGAGCAAGCACUGCCCGUGCUGACUAUUUUGCUCAAAAACAAAGAAAACUGAACAGGCGGACGAGCUUCAGCUUCCAGAAGGAGAAGAAAUCAGGGCAGCAGUGACACUGGCCUCCAGUCUGGUGCCACAACCCGGACUGCCUGCAAGGCCAGGUGGACCAGAGUCCUCCGGCAUCCUAUAGAGCCAAGACCCGCAGACACAGGCUGCUGGGCGCGAGGGGAAGGUUUAGAGGUAGGGGUACCAUUGGACUGAAGCUUGGCCAUGGUUCUAAGUAGCAAUGUCCAGGGGCCAGCCCCCUCCUGGAGGGCGGAGAGCUACUCAGCCGUGCUCACUGUCUGGCAGCCCCAAGGGUGUACAUAGAUAGCCAUGCCAGACAUCUCCUUGCAACUUGAUCAAAUUUCUUAAACAAAGAACAAAGUGUACAUUUCUUUUUUUCCUUUUAAUAAACUCUUUAUCAUGGUUGGUAUGAUGGACCAUUCUUUGGGGUGGAGGAUUGACUGUAUUAUCUUCUUAAAAAUCUAUUCCCAUAUUGAACAGGCAGAUUACAAAAGCUGUGGUUGGAGCUCUCACAAGCAGUGUUUAGGGCUUAGCCAGUAGCAUUAGCUGUGCCAUUUGUUUAAAUGAGUGCAUUUGCUUUGAGAAUAGCAUCUUACUAAAGUUAGGAAUGAGGACCUAGCAUGUGCCGGGCGUGAGUGCGUGCAUGGGUGCGUGCGUGGGUGUGUGCCUGCGUGCGUGUGUCCAAGGCUGUUAUUUUCCCCUUCUAAGGUCUUCUCAACAUGUCAGCACCUGUGAUCCAAGGGACAGGUGCUGGUAGGAGAGUGUGACAGUGUCUCCAGGUGGUGCUGAGUCCCCAGCCAGAGUCCUCUCUCCUCUUCUCAUAGCAAGUAUGAUAUGGUCAGCUUGCCUCGCUGGCCAUGAAGCUUUCUCUGAUCCUUCUACCGGUGCCUCCUGUGGGGCCGGAAACUGCUGCUGCUAUGCUGAAUCCGGGGAAGGAGAGCAAGCCCUGAGCAGAAAAGGCAAGGUGCCCAGUACCUUGACAUCACACCACACCUCUGCCUACACCAGAUGCCUCUGCAGACCUUACCUUGGUCCCGCCUGUGGCAGCAUCCUUUCAUACUGUCUUGGGCCAGGGCCACAGCCGAUAUCUUAUACGACCUGUGUUUCGGACAUUUUUUAAAUCAUUGUAUCCAAGCAUCUCAGAGACAAGUGUGCUUCUUUGCGAAAGGGUCAACUGAAUGAAUGCUUCUCCCACUCUGAUCUGUUCAGCCAACAGGAGCACCCUUUUCUAAUGUCUUCCACUCCUAACUCUUCUCCCCACCCCCCAAAAAAGGAAUAUUAUUUGUAGCUUGCUCUGUAUUUGAAUUUUUAGCAAUUUUAUAUUUAGAUAUCUUUGAAAAUGUAAAUGACUAAUUUGGUCAUUAAAUCUUGUCACAUAUUCAAUAUUAAGAUACUAAAAUAAAAGUCAUAAAUACCCUC